AUGUCCAUAUUAAAGGCGAUCUCGACAGAGGUCCACGAAAACGUCUCGGGCGGGAUCCACCCGUCGGUGCUGGCGCUUGUGGAUGCUUUCAUCAUGUACUUGAAGGAACCUCGGUACCUGAACCCUUUGGGCCUUGCGGAGCUCAGCCAGUUGUUCGCCAACUUCUACGCAGACCUCAACUCGUUGGUGAUCUACAUCUACACGCAGCUGAACUCCAACAAGCGACAGCUCUUGCAAAAUUCGGCGAUAUUUCAAAAUGACCAGAAGACUUUUGACUACUUGGUGGCGUUGUCGCAGUACUCAACGCUGUCGAUUAAACGACUGCGUCGGACCGACCCGCAUGCGCUUUUCCAGCUACGGGUUUUUGCUCUCUACAAGUUCAUGACCAUUGUGGAUACGAUUGAAAAGGCCCAGUACGACCUAUUCAACUCAAGCAGCCCGGGUGACAAGUCCACGUUGUUUGAUAAGAUCUUCCGUUUCGACGAAAAGGAUAUCCGUGCCCAGCAGCUCUGGACAGAAAAGAUCAAACUCCUCAAAAAUUUGAACUUGCCCUUGAGCUCCUUUUGCGAGUCCCAGAACGACGCCGAGGCGGCCAAACUCGACGAGUACUUUUUGACGUUGGAUACUUCGGAGUGCGCCACCUUGCAGGAGAUCAAGAAGAACUUCAAGCUCCUUAACAUCGUCAAGACGCCUUCUACCAAGCUCAAAUACUUGGUCAACACGCAGAAGUUGAUUGUGCGUCUCUUGUCGAACUUUUAUAACGACGCCUCGAAAGUCAACAACGAUAUCUUGCUUCCCGCACUCAUCUACAUCAUCAUAUACCAUCUACCGGAAGACGUACCAGAGAAUCCCGAGCUUGAGACCGUCACCGAAUCAUACGACUUACUUCUCAACAUCACCUUCAUAAAGAACUUUCUUAACGUCAUCGAUGCACAUAAAGUGGAUAUCACUACUUUUACGCUCAACACCUCAUUAAGCUCAUACAAACCAACAGGCAAGAAACGCCCCUUCUCUCGCGGUGAUCGCAGGAACUCCAGCACGAACCUUUAUGACUUGAUCAAUCUCAAGGAAUCUGCAGAAUGCGAGCCUGUCGACGAUGACGAGGGCAACCUGAUAUACUCCACAAAGGGUCUCCAGAAUGACAAGGCAUUGAUAGAUUACAUUCAAAAGAAUUUUCUCAAUCAUGGCGAGCUACAGUACUAUCUCACGAAUUUCGAGGCUGUCAUUUACUUUCUACUGAACUCAACGCUCGAUGAACUCGUUCCAGAUGGAUUUCUGAUUCCCGAAUCUUCCAGAGAUCACAAAUUGGUUACUAAACCGUUGCAUAAAAUUUUGGAAGAGGAGUUUGCAUCUGCAGCAAUGAAGGACAAAUCUGACGUCGACGCUGAUAAACUAUCUAGAACACUCGACGAGGAACUCGAUGCCAACAGGUCCAGAUCAGGUUCACUAUUCAACACGAUAUCAAGCGCUGUCCAGUCCUCCGUGAACAGAUCUCGUUCCAAUUCUGGCGCGAUCAAAUCCAAUAAAGAGAGCAAUGGCCACAAUGAUUUCGAGAACUCCUUAUACGGCGGCCCACUUGGGAACAAUGAAGCUUACGGAUUCGGCCGCAUGAAGAACAUAUUGGGGAAGCUUGGAUCCUCAGCUAUCCAAUUUCGCCAGGGCUUCGAAGAAGAGCUUAAUUCUGGAAUGUUGUCUGACCCUCAAGUGAACGAAACAAGACAAAAGAGGGCCAGCACCCUUUUCGAUAAACUCUCACCAAAUCAUACCAGAAUGCGGUCUGAGUCACUUGAUGCGGUGGGCAACAGCAGUAACCCCCUGGUCCAUACACAUUCACGCAAACCAACCCUCUCGCUGAAAUUCUCAACAGCAGCGUCUGAGUUCAUGACGAAGUUCAGUGCGGCUGCGAAUAACCCGACCGGACCUGCCCCUACGCUGACAUCAAACCCAGGCCAUGCAUCCAAUCCAUCUCUUCACUCACUAGAAGAACAAUCGCCUUUCGAAGAAAGACCGCCUAUAGGAGAACGUUCUGCCAGCCUCCAUACAAUGGACAGAUGGUUCAAUAAUUUUACGAACGAGGAAAGCGCCGCCAUUGGUGCCACAAAUGCAAGUCUGAACCACCAAAGUACCAGCAGUGCAGCAAGCAAUGCUUUCACGAACAACGAAGACUCGGUUUUUAGUUCUAGUGCCGAGGAAUUAACCAAAUUCCAACAUAUUGAUUUCGACUCACUCACGAUCAACGACUUGAAGCUAAUGAAGAAUUACUACGAUCAGCUAUGCUCGGAGUUUAUUGCUUCCAAAACAGACUCGAAGACAAGCAACGAGUAUCUUCCAUUGGAUGCAAAAGAUCAGCCAAGCAUAUAG
This is a messenger RNA of Candidozyma auris, 2361 nucleotides long. RefSeq lists its product as uncharacterized. The record is from RefSeq and is a predicted model, not a curated record. Bases 1 to 2361 code for a protein of 786 amino acids. Lineage: Eukaryota; Fungi; Ascomycota; Pichiomycetes; Serinales; Metschnikowiaceae. The transcript has a single exon.